Messenger RNA from Mytilus californianus (California mussel), 3422 nucleotides. RefSeq names its product mitochondria-eating protein-like. Lineage: Eukaryota; Metazoa; Mollusca; Bivalvia; Mytilida; Mytilidae. Gene Ontology annotation, biological process: mitochondrial protein catabolic process; mitophagy by internal vacuole formation. Gene Ontology annotation, cellular component: mitochondrial outer membrane. The record is from RefSeq and is a predicted model, not a curated record. The coding region runs from base 61 to 1782 and encodes 573 amino acids. The transcript is spliced from 13 exons.
UCGGGUCACCAGGCAUGCGUAUUAUUCUGUUGCGAGAGCCUUGAACGAAAAGCGUCGAAAAUGGCGGAGUCUCUGAGACGGUUGGUUAACAUCGGUACAUUUACUGUACUACAGGAUAAGUUAGAAAGAUGGCUCGGCAAUUAUCACAUCAACACAUGUGACCAGAAUGUUGCUCGGUGCUGUGAAAUUAUUGAACUCAAUGCCAAAGUUCAAGGGCAGCUAUUUAAAUUACUCAGUGUUACUGCCGAAUCAGGUGGAAUGUAUGGAGGUGCCAGUAUUAUCAAAUCUCGUUUACUUCCAUUUUUGGGACAGAAUUUCUUUACCUCAGGGGGAUCUGUUACUGCAGACACUAGCCUUAGUAUCUUAGCAGAAUCUGCAGCAAAAAAUAGGGAACUAGAUGACUUACAAGACCAGUAUGAAGUCAGUUUACAAGACCUAGAAGCUGAUCUUAAAGCUAGAGAAAAUGAAGUACAAGACCUUCGUGAUGAACUGAUUGAAACAAAAGAGGAGCUUAACAGAAGUUUAAGAACAACAACUAGUGAUAAAAUGUUAAACGAUGUUGAAAUACGUGAACUACGACGAAAACUAGCUUUAGCAGAAGAUGAAGUUAGAACUUUAAGAUCAAAAGCAGGGCUGUUAACAGAUUAUGAUACUCAAGUUCGCCGUUUACGUGAUGACAUUGCUCUCCUAACAGCUAGGCGUGACUCACUUUUAAGAACGUCAACAAUUAAAGAUAAAGAUGAUUCAUUCUUAUCUUCAAAAGAUGAGUCUAAACGCAAUGGUCCAGGGCUCGCUGACGCACAAGACGAGAUUGUCAAAUUACGUGCAAGAUCAGGUCUUAUUGAUACGUACGAAAGACAAGUAAGGAAUCUCAAAGAUGAACUCUCAUUGUCUUCCACUAAAAAGAGCUAUUUGGAUGGUAGAGAUGUGUACAGCAGUUUGAACUCCUACCGUUAUACACCAAGAGUAGGAUCACCACUGUCCAUCGACGAUCCCGUACAGCGUGUCAGACAACAGAAUCUCAUCUCACGAUGGAAUGAUAUGUUCUCACAGGAUCGUCUGGAUGCCAUGGAUACUCUCCGUCGCUAUUCAGAUGAUUAUGAAAACAAUCAAAGAAUCAUCUUCCUUGCAUUACAGGAAGCAUUUAGUGUUGCCAAGUGUGCCUUCCGUCAGUUUAAGAUGAAAGUCCGAGCAAACCUGGCAGCUACACACAUUGGUCCAGAGACUCUGGAGGAGGCAGUCCAAGACUAUGUCAAUAGAAAUACAGACCUCUAUGAUCUUCCUGGAAUGGUUGCUGAUGUAUUAAGAGGGUUAAACAGAAGUCCAAAGAUCUAUCUUCCACCAGACUCUACCUUUGCAGUCGUUCAGCCAUUCAUCAGAGAAGCCUGUAAACUUGCCUGGCAAAUGAGUGCUCUGGCCCACCCACUUGAUAUUGCAGUGGCCACUGAUGCUGAACUCUUUGACAACAACAGGUAUCGUAGAAGUUAUGAUUCUGAGUACACAGCUCCUUUAGUAAACCAUCACAUCUGGCCUGCCCUGAUGCAGGGAUCUAAAGUCCUAAUGAAGGGAGAAGCUUGCACUCGUAGAGGAGCAUCCCUGCCAGUAGAGUAUUACCGUAUUGAGGGAGCUAGUAGGAGAAGCAGAAGCAGAUCUCGCUCUGUUAGCCCAAGUAUACGUACACGAUCCCGUUCUCGUUCAAUGAGCCCAUCUCGUAUGGCUCGUAGUCGUUCCCCAAGUCCACGACGAAUUGCAAGUCCGUAUAGUUCAGAUCCACUAUUCUAGAUGGAAGUAAACAGAUAAUCCAUGUUAUUUAGUUGACAAUAUACAGAUAUGUUGAUACCAUUUGUUAAUGUUGUUAUUGACAUUUAUUUAUUUGUUUGGUAAUGUCAUGUGACCUGUUGCAGACAUACAUGUCUAUAUUUGGUAUUGUCAUGUGACUUGUUGCAGACGGUCAAAUUUUAUCUUGGUACUGUAGCAGGGGAUGUUGGUUUUGUGUCUGUUAAAUGUGAAAAACUGUAUUGUAGCAAGGGUUCUGAAGUAAAGCAAAUAUAAAAGAAAGAUUUUUGUAUGUGUGUUUUGAUUAAAAUCUAAAGUGAAUACAAUAUCAACCAGGAAACAAUUAAAAAGUAUAUAAAAGUAUUAAUUCUGAAACUAUUCUUUCCCAUCAAAUACAAGCAAGGAUUUUAAAAAUUAUGCAUCUACAUAGUUUGCAGAGUGUAGAAAAUGCUGAAAAACUUUUCUUCUUAAAUUUGAAUAUUUCAUAUAAGACCAAUUUGAAUAACAAGAAUUUGAUAUUUAACAACAUACACCUAACCAUUUGCUGCUUCUUAACAUGCGCAUCAUGAAAAUUUCAGACAGCAUUAACAAAAAGUCCUUCUAACAUUUAGUAAUGACAUUCACACAACAAUGUAACAGUUCACACAUAUUCAGUUAUAAAAAUAUAUUUUAAUUUAUUUAUAUUUACUUGUUAGUGCUUUAAUAUUGUUACCAUGGUUACUGAGAAGUAAGAUUUUUUGUUGACAUUCCUAAAAUAUUAUUACUUUUUAAAUGUAGUUUGUUGAUUUUUUAUUAGGAUAAUCAAAAAUUUGAUAAGGGGUAAAAUCAUGCAAGACAUUAUAAAACAUUCUUAGUCAAUCAGUUCAAAUAGGGAAAUUUAAGAGGACAACCCCUAUAGCAUUCUGUGAAGGUGCUCUUGGACCAAACUUAUACAACUGUGAUACUUAUUUUAUUUUUAUACAAUUUAAGUAAGAUAUUAUUAGAUUUUUACACUUUUUGUGAAUUUAGAAGAGGGUUCCGUCCAAAACUCUAGCCAUUUCAGUAUAAUCUUUUUUGUUGAACAUUGUUUUCUUGUGAUAUUUUAAUAAUUGUUUUUAUAUUAAUCAUGUUCUCAUUAUCGUAGAAUAUUUUUGUUAGUGUGUAGUUUAUACCUCAAGUUUGAGAUAGAUCUGUUUUGGAAUUUUUACAAAAAUAACAAAAAUAUUAAUAGGGUUUUUAGAUUUAUGUUUAUGUGUGCAUACGAAAGUGAAUAUAUUUUAGAGAACCAUGAUUUGUUUGUUAAUUUCAUUGAUUUUUCUCACAAAAUUUGGAAAAUGAUGUAAAAUUUCAUAUUCUGUUUAAGCAAGGGGAGGUAAAUGCAAUCAUUUUCUGCACUUCUGAUUUCAGGUUUAUUUUUUUUCAAACUUUGUUUAUUUAAAAACACUAAGAGUAUUAUAAUAAAAAAGGAAGAAACUUUUGAUAAAUUUUUUUUUUUAUAAUUUUUUUUAUAGUUGAAACAGAAUAUGAUAUUUUAUUGACCAGGUUCACCAGGGUUGGAAACAGAUUGUAGAUAUAUUUUGCAAGAUUUUUUUUUCCUAUGCAGUUAUAUUUAUAUUAUUACAUUUAUUUAUGUAGAGUUUUAUAGUAAUAAAAAUAAACAAAACGUG